GUCUUAUGGGCCUGAUGAUUUUGUUAUAUAUAAGCGUGUUGUCGCAUGUGUGUGGCUGUGAAGUGGACCGACAGAUAUUGCUCGGUUCUACAAAGAAGGUGAAAAAGACCGAUCGAGCGAGACACGUAAGAAGAGCAGAGAGAAGCGAAGUCCGCACUUAGUCAGAAAUAUCCAGUCCCGUGGUUUAAUAAGGUAAGUUUAUCUAAAAUAACUUCCGGUCUUGAGAUAAACGUCAAACAAUAAAGAUGGUGCGAUUCGCCGCUCUUUCAACCUGCGUCCUUGGUGCAUCCGGUUUGCUCAUGAAAAAGCAGGGAUUUGAUCCGUCGGUAUUUUACAUACUUUUGGUGAAGAGCAUUCGUUGUUUUCAGGAUCUAAAGUACGUAAUCGUUGUAUCAAUGAGAGGAUGUUUGCGAUAUUUAUACUGAAAGGAAGAGGCUGUGGAAAGUGAGGCGUAUCCUGGUUCGGUGAGCACGGUUUUUGAUCCAUCUUCACAGUACAAAAGUUUCUUGCUUCUAACAUACAUAACAGGUUAAGUUUUCUGACAAGGAGGUUUUCGGACGCGCAGCAGGCGGCGUCGUGGACGAGUGUAUUACGAUCCCACCGGAGACUGUUGCAUCCAAGACGGAGCCGCGCGUCGAAGUAUGUGGAACAAGUACUGAAGUAGAUUUCGCUAGUAGUAGAAGCUCUUUCAGUAAAUUAUCGGUCGCCGAGUGUUGUAGAUUUUAGAAACGUGUCCAAUUUUUCUUGCGAGCGGGUUUUUGAUUUUUAGAAAAUCGAUUCAAUGAAUGAGAAAGCAAUUCUAAGCCUAUAAUAUGGUCUCAAGCCUCGUCGGAAUGGGUGGGCGGUUGUGAUGGUUUUUUGUGUUGUACUAAUCAUUGCAUCAUCCUAAUAGAAAGCACAUUUACAUUUGAGGGCAGAAUUUCGCAGCAUUCUCUACUCCUCACUUUGACUAAGUCGGUAGUUCAUCCAAAAACUCGAACUCUUUCAAUCGUCUCUGUUGUUACGAUUGUAUCCCAUCCCCGCCAACAAAAGGUAACAAGGCGAUCGUGUAUCUUUUGAACGACUGCGAAGACUACAAAACCGUCGAAAUUGGAGCCUGUGAUACUAGUAUGCCACCAGAUACGUGCCAAUCUCUGAAGCCGGGCGAUGAGGGCGCCCCUGCAGGCUUUGAGACGUUUCAAUCGUAUAAGAUCGUGCCGUGUGACGGAGACGAGGCCGCAUAAGUGGAAGCCGUCAAAGUUUUUUUCCAGCUGUGCUCGUGGUGAACAGAAUAUUAGUUGACGUAGUGGACAGAACCUAUCCAGUAUCCGAUAGUCACACUGGCUGUGCUACCAAAUUUCGUCUGGUGAUGCAAACAGGGUGGUCGUUGAAUCUGGUCGUCGUAUUCGAAUUAUGUUUUUACAUGGCUUAAUAAAGAAAUCGGAUUAGCGCUCGGUUCCUUUUGUUUUUUCCAGUCAAUGCUCAGGGGCAUCUUGUUUGAAAAAUACUUGUCAUGAAAUUCGAAGCAAAGUUCGUCAUUGACGGCUCAAGUUGGAUUUUGAACUGAAGCUAUAUUUCUGAGAGACGUCUUGUUACACGGCGGUGCCCACAUGCUCUACUGCAGGCUUUUCGAAGAACAUCCUGCGUCAAAGUCACCGAAAAUUUGAGUGCUAAGCAGCCGUUCUUGUUCCUGCACAUUGUGGUGCUCCAACAUCGGUUCACCCCCAGAAC
Messenger RNA from Amoebophrya sp. A25, 1710 nucleotides. The record is from the annotation of a GenBank genome assembly. Lineage: Eukaryota; Dinophyceae; Syndiniales; Amoebophryaceae.